GGAGCGGAGUAAAAUCGCCUCAUUGCUGAGCACUGCCAUGUCUCCUGCAUACUGAAGAGGACGGAGGGCUGGCGAGGCAGCUUUGCAGUGAUUCUGACUCUCUUAGAGACCAGAGCUGAACAGAAACAGCAGAUCUUCGGCUCGGAAAUCAUCACCAUCAUCAUCAUGCUGGUGGAUUUUGAGAAGCUGCGGAUGGCAGGCGCUGGAAAAGCCAUCGCUGUCCUCACCAGCGGUGGAGACGCACAAGGAAUGAAUGCAGCCGUUCGUGCCGUAACACGCAUGGGGAUUUAUGUUGGUGCCAAGGUCUAUCUGAUCUAUGAGGGUUAUCAAGGGCUUGUGGAUGGAGGUGAGAACAUCAAAAUCGCCAACUGGCAAAGUGUGACCAACAUUAUCCAGCUGGGUGGUACGGUGAUUGGCAGUGCCCGCUGUAAGGCUUUCACAACACGAGAGGGACGCCUGUCUGCUGCUUUUCACCUGGUCCAGAGGGGCAUCACUAACCUGUGUGUGUGUGGUGGAGAUGGCAGCCUCACCGGAGCGAACAUCUUCCGCAGCGAGUGGGCUGAGCUGCUGGCCCAGCUGGUGGAAGAAGGGAGAAUCACUGACACCCUGGCUCAGCAGUACACACACCUGAACAUUGUGGGCCUCGUUGGCUCCAUUGAUAACGAUUUCUGUGGCACAGACAUGACUAUCGGAGCUGACUCCGCCCUUCACCGAAUCAUGGAGGUCAUUGAUGCAAUCAGCACGACUGCACAGAGUCACCAGAGAACUUUUGUGCUGGAGGUGAUGGGACGCCAUUGCGGGUACUUGGCUGUGGUUUCUGCUCUGGCAUCUGGUGCUGACUGGGUCUUUAUACCUGAGGCUCCACCAGAGGAAGGGUGGGAAGACCAUAUGUGUGCUCGUCUGGGAGAGAGCCGCAGUAAGGGCUCUCGUCUGAAUAUUGUGAUCAUUGCAGAAGGAGCCAUCGAUAAGCACGGCCAGCCCAUAACCUCUAACUAUGUUAAGGAUCUGGUGGUGCAGAGACUGGGGUAUGACACCCGGGUCACUGUGCUUGGACAUGUGCAGAGGGGAGGAACACCGUCUGCCUUCGACAGGGUGCUGAGCAGUAAGUUGGGGGUCGAGGCAGUUGUAGCUCUGUUGGAGGCGACUCCAGAAACUCCAGCCUGUGUGAUCGGACUGUCUGGAAAUCAGGCCAUGCGCCUCCCUCUGAUGGAGUGUGUAAAUAUGACAAAGGAGGUCCAGAAAGCCAUGAAUGAGAAGCGUUUUGAUGAGGCCAUUCAGCUGCGUGGAAAGAGCUUUGAGAACAACUGGAACACCUACAAGCUUCUGGCUCAUCAGAAACCGGCUCAGUCAAAGAGCGAACACUCCAUGGCCAUCCUGAACGUGGGCGCUCCUGCAGCUGGGAUGAAUGCAGCAGUGAGGUCUGCGGUCAGAGUGGGUCUCGCCCAGGGUCUCCGAGUCUACACCGUUAACGAUGGCUUUGAAGGCCUGGCCAAAGAUAUGGUGACUGAGGUGCACUGGCAUGAUGUAGCAGGCUGGACCGGCCAGGGAGGAUCACUGCUAGGGACUAAACGAACACUCCCCAACUCUUGCAUGGAGAAAAUUGUGGAGACCCUGCGAAAGUACAAUAUCCAGUCCCUUCUGGCAAUCGGUGGAUUUGAGGCUUAUGAAGGAGUUCUGCAGCUGGUGGAGGCUCGAGGACGUUAUGAUGAACUCUGCAUUGUCAUGUGUGUGAUUCCUGCCACCAUUAGCAACAACGUGCCAGGAACCAACUUCAGCCUGGGAGCAGACACUGCUGUCAAUGCUGCUAUGGAGAGCUGUGACAAAAUCAAGCAAUCUGCGUCUGGCACCAAGAGGCGGGUUUUCAUCGUGGAGACAAUGGGGGGAUAUUGCGGUUACCUGGCAACUACCACAGGCAUUGCUGUUGGGGCAGAUGCAGCUUAUAUCUUUGAGGAACCGUUCAACAUCCAUGACUUAGAGAUGAACGUGGAGCAUUUGACUGAGAAGAUGAAGAAGGACAUUCAGCGGGGUUUGGUGCUGAGAAAUGAGAAGUGCCAUAAACACUACACCACAGACUUCAUCCACAACCUGUACUCUGCUGAGGGGAAGGGUAUCUUUGACUGCAGGGUUAAUAUACUGGGACACUUGCAGCAGGGUGGGGUCCCGACACCCUUCGACAGGAACUUUGGGACCAAAAUGGGUGUGAAGGCUGUUCAGUGGCUCACUGAGAAAAUGAGAGAGACUCAUAGACAAGGCCGUGUGUUUGCCAAUGCCCCGGAGACAGCAUGCGUUAUCGGCAUGAACAGGAAAGUGAUGUCCUUCAUCCCGGUCGCAGAGCUCAAGGAGCACACUGACUUUGAGCACAGGAUGCCGAAGGAGCAGUGGUGGAUAAACCUGCGGGUCAUGCUGAAAAUGCUGGCCAGGUACCAGACCCACUUUGAUGAGUAUGUGACCGGGGAUAUUGAGCACGUGACCCGGCGGACCCUCAGCAUUGAGACGGGAUUCUGAAGCCCUGAAACACAGAUUCCUCCACGAGAGGGAGCCAGAACUAACAAUCCUGCCAUCCCAAUACUGACUAAUACAGUAGAGCCAAAUACCUCUUUAACCUGCACAAUUCCUUCCAAUUCCUAUGACUUUUAAAGAUAAGAAACUUGAGCUUAACUCUGUAGUGUUUUCUGUGUUUUGAUGCAUGAAUUGAAUCUCUAAUGAAAUCUCUUCCCUUCUCAGUGCAGCAAAACUUAACACUCAAGUGUUUUUGUUUCUCUUAUUGACCUGUUUCUAGUGGGAAAUUGUUAGUGUAAUACUGUAUAAAAUGUUAGUGAACUGGUCCCUCUGUGCCUUUAUUGUACAUUUAGUGUUAAAUGCCAUUGUAGUACAUGUGCACACAGCAGAGUUUAUUGCGCAAUCCGUACUGGAGAUUAAAUGUGUAGUGUUUUAUGGUUUCUUUUCGAUCUACUGAUAACCCAUUCAUGAUAUGUCAUCUUUAUGUGUCCUGUAAUCCAAAUGCUGCAAAUGUGUUUAAAAGUAACAGAAAAUAACAUGUUUUGUUUAUGUGAAAUUAAUAUAUACCAAUGUGCACUAGAUGUACUUUCUAAAGGGACUAUCCAGUAUUUUUGAAGAGUGCUCUAAACCUCUGUAUACAUGUGAAUUUGUACGUUUGUAAGAGUAAUCUCUCUCCUGGUCUUGUAUAAUUAGUUGUUUGUUUGUAUUUUGAGGAUGAAAUUAACAAUAAUUGUAUAAACAAUUUCUAGAUUUUCUUCUAUCCGAGUUUUCCUGAUGAUCACUUGAACCAAUAUAUUCUUAUAGUAUUGUA
This is a messenger RNA of Astyanax mexicanus (Mexican tetra), 3310 nucleotides long. RefSeq names its product phosphofructokinase, liver b (gene pfklb). Gene Ontology annotation, molecular function: fructose-6-phosphate binding; ATP binding; AMP binding. The transcript is spliced from 22 exons. NCBI's taxonomy places the organism in Eukaryota, Metazoa, Chordata, Actinopteri, Characiformes, Acestrorhamphidae. Gene Ontology annotation, biological process: fructose 1,6-bisphosphate metabolic process; canonical glycolysis; fructose 6-phosphate metabolic process. The coding region runs from base 166 to 2505 and encodes 779 amino acids. Gene Ontology annotation, cellular component: cytoplasm; 6-phosphofructokinase complex; membrane. The record is from RefSeq and is a predicted model, not a curated record.